CACAGGAAGUAGGCGUCAGUGUGAGGAGGCGUCCACAGGAAGUAGGCGUCAGUGUGAGGAGGCGACCACAGGAAGUAGACGUUCAUCUUGAAGCAGCAUCGGAGACGUUGCCAGUUGAGAGCGUGAAACCAGGAGAGAAACAAGAUGGCUGAACUCAGACGGAUUGUAACGUCUUCAUUCCUGAUGCUGCAGGUGUUGAGCUCUACAGCAGCAUCUGUGGAACAUUCCUUCUUCACCGUCAGAGCUGGAGAUGAAGUCACUUUGCCUUGUGAGAACGUGACACCUGAUCAGGACGAGUGUGACAGGACUACUUGGCUCUUCAUUGGUUCAGGAAAGGCAGAAAUACUGUUUGACGAUGGGAAGAUUCAUAAAGGAGCAGAAUAUAAAUCAGACAGACUGAGUGUUUCAGAGAAUUGUUCUCUGGUCAUAAAGAAGGUCUCAGAUGAAGAUGAAGGUCUUUAUCAGUGCAGAGAGCGAAAAGAAAAUCAAGAUGCUGUGGUUUUUCUCUCUGUCGUCACCAUGAGUGAGCUGAAGAACCCUGAUGAGGUCACGUUUAUCUGCUCUGUGGUGACAUUCAGUGACAGAUGUUACCACACAGUGAAGUGGAUGAAUGAGGGCAAAGAGAACGAUGUGGUGACAUCACAGCGUCCAUGUUCAGCCUGGUUGAUGAUUAAGAAAUCUCACGUUGAUCAGAAGUCUUAUGAGUUAUUGAAAUGUGAAGUGACUGAUGGUGACAGUGGAAGCGUGCAUCAGUUCCCCUUCCUUCGUCCUCCGUCCUCAGCAGCAUCUGUGGAACAUUCCUUCUUCACCGUCAGAGCUGGAGAUGAAGUCACUUUGCUUUGUGAGAACGUGACACCUGAUCAGGACGAGUGUGACAGGACUACUUGGCUCUUCAUUGGUUCAGGAAAUAGAGAAACACUGUUUGAAUAUGGGAAGAUUCAUAAAGAAGCAGAAGAUAAAUCAGACAGACUGAGUGUUUCAGAGAAUUGUUCUCUGGUCAUAAAGAAGGUCUCAGAUGAAGAUGAAGGUCUUUAUCAGUGCAGAGAGCGAAAAGAAAAUCAAGAUGCUGUGGUUUUUCUCUCUGUCGUCACCAUGAGUGAGCUGAAGAACCCUGAUGAGGUCACGUUUAUCUGCUCUGUGUUGACAUUCAGUGACAGAUGUAGACACAGAGUGAAGUGGAUGAAUGAGGGCAAAGAGAACGAUGUGGUGACAUCACAGCGUCCAUGUUCAGCCUGGUUGAUGAUUAAGAAAUCUCACGUUGAUCAGAAGUCUUAUGAGUUAUUGAAAUGUGAAGUGACUGAUGGUUACAGUGGAAGAGUGCAUCAGUUCCCCUUCCUUCGUCCUCCGUCCUCAGCAGCAUCUGUGGAACAUUCCUUCUUCACCGUCAGAGCUGGAGAUGAAGUCACUUUGCUUUGUGGGAACGUGACACCUGAUCAGGACGAGUGUAACAGGAUUACUUGGUUCUUCAUUGGUUCAGGAAAGGCAGAAAUACUGUUUAAAUAUGGGAAGAUUCAUAAAGGAGCAGAAUAUAAAUCAGACAGACUGAGUGUUUCAGAGAAUUGUUCUCUGGUCAUAAAGAAGGUCUCAGUUGAAGAUGGAGGUCGUUAUGACUGCAGAGAGUUCAGAACAGGAACACAAGAACAUGCUGCGGUUCAUCUCUCUGUCGUCACCAUGAGUGAGCAGAAGAACCCUGAUGAGGUCACGUUUAUCUGCUCUGUGUUGACAUUCAGUGACAGAUGUAACCACAGAGUGAAGUGGAUGAAUGAGGGCAAAGAGAACGAUGUGGUGACAUCACAGCGUCCAUGUUCAGCCUGGUUGACGAUUAAGAAAUCUCACGUUGAUCAGAAGUCUUAUGAGUUAUUGAAAUGUGAAGUGACUGAUGGUGACAGUGGAAGAGUGCAUCAGUUCCCCUUCCUUCGUCCUCCGUCCUCAGUGAGAUCUGAAAAGGACAUCAACCAAACAGAUCAAGCCCUUCCCUCCUCAGACUGGACCAGGUCCAUCGUUGUGGUUCUGGGUUUAGCCGCACUCAUAAUGAGCGUUGUUACCGUCAACAUCUGGACCAGGACUAAAGUGAACAAACGUCUGAUGGAAGAAGUCACAGAGCGUCAUGAGGAAGAGGAGGAGGAAGAGAAGGAGGAGGAAGAGGAGGAGGAGGAGGAAGAGGAGGAGGAAGAGGAAGAUGGCAUCUAUGACGACAUUGGAGAAGCUUCUGCCUCCGUCUCACUGGACUGAUGAACAACAUCAACACAGAGUUCACUGCUGUUAGAUAUCCAGACAUCAUAGAGGGAGAAGAUGAUCAUUCAGAUGUUUUAUGUGCAAAGUUACAUCUAUAUUUAUAUAUUUAUAUAUAUAUACACACAUAUAUAUAUAUACACACAUAUCUAUAUAUAUAUGUGU
Cyclopterus lumpus (lumpfish) is the source of this 2397-nucleotide messenger RNA. RefSeq lists its product as uncharacterized. The transcript has 12 exons. The record is from RefSeq and is a predicted model, not a curated record. Gene Ontology annotation, biological process: interleukin-15-mediated signaling pathway; T cell activation; positive regulation of ERK1 and ERK2 cascade. Lineage: Eukaryota; Metazoa; Chordata; Actinopteri; Perciformes; Cyclopteridae. Gene Ontology annotation, molecular function: protein tyrosine kinase binding; MHC class II protein binding. Gene Ontology annotation, cellular component: membrane raft; external side of plasma membrane. The coding region runs from base 145 to 2232 and encodes 695 amino acids.